This is a messenger RNA of Culex pipiens pallens (northern house mosquito), 1352 nucleotides long. Its product is annotated as keratin, type II cytoskeletal 3. The coding region runs from base 207 to 1145 and encodes 312 amino acids. The record is from RefSeq and is a predicted model, not a curated record. NCBI's taxonomy places the organism in Eukaryota, Metazoa, Arthropoda, Insecta, Diptera, Culicidae. The transcript is spliced from 7 exons.
GGUUCAUUCGUCAACAGCUCACGAUCCGGUGAUCAUCCCGCAAAGUUUCGCGCUCACGUUCUGAUCGUCUUCUACAAGAGAUUCAUCUCUCUCUCUCUCUCGUUGGUUAUCGUCGGUCAAGUUCGUGAUCUUAAAAAAAAGGGUCAGAAGAACUCAGUGUUUGAAUUUGAGUGGUUGAUAGUGUGAUAGGUGUUGGUGGUAAAAUCAUGUUAAAGUUUGUGCUAAUAAGUGCCCUCGUGGCAGGAGCAAGUGCUGGUUACGCCAGCAGCCAGUACGCCGGUGCCGGUACGUCCUCUGGUCUGUACAACCAGGUCAACUCGAACUUCGACAGCAGUGCUUACGCUGACAAGUACCCCUAUACCAAUACAGGUUACAACGGGGGCUUCACGUCGAACUUUGCCGGACCGAACGGAGUCGGCGUCGCGGCCGGUUCCGGUGCGUUCACGCCCGGAUUCGCGACCUUCCAGUCGGCCCCGGCCUUCCCGCCUGCGUUUAACUUCAACGGGUUCUACCAGGGCCUGCAGGCCAACUUUGCCAAUUCAGCUACGCAGACUUUCGCGACCCCGGGAGCAACGGCCGAGGCGUCAGCGUCCCAGCUGGGCCACUACCGGCACGAUCCUCAGCAACAGUAUUCCCAGCAGCAAUCGUGGCAACUAGACCAAGGAAAUCUCCCCACCUCGUACUCUAACGUUUACAACCCUAGCUACGUAGCUGGCUAUGAUGGUGGGCUCUACGGUUCUAACAACUUGUAUCAGCAGCAAUUAGCGCAUCAGAACGCCCUGUUCAACAGCUUCCGCCAGCAGCAGGCCGCCUUCGCAGCGAACGCCCCCAACGCUGGAGCUGGUAACUACGCUGGAGCUGGCAACUACGCUGGAAGCGGCCACUUUGGAGGACCUGGCUAUGCCGGUGCGUCGGCUUCGUACGGUCCGGGAGGAUUCCACCAGACGGCGCAGAUCUACCCGCAGAAUCCGGCAUCGCCAAACAUUGAUACCCGUUUUGGAGGUGACUCACAGCAAGGAGGACCAGGAUUCGUUGGAGUGUCCAGCUUCUCUUCGUCAUCGAACAUCAACGGUCAAUCGCACCGUGAAGCGUCCACCUCGGUCAACGACAACGGCAAGGUCACCACCUACCACGUGCGCUCUUAAGCCUUGAAGCGCUAGACGACCAUCUGAAACGAUUAGACAACGAUCGAUGAACGGAACAGCAAAGAGAUUAUAUUUUUUGGCAUAAAAGAAAAACCCUUCCAGUGUACUUACAAUUUUAGAAAAUAGAAUGAGCUUAAUCAUGAGUACUUUAAGACUUGGUCUGUCAAUACUUCGGAACUGAAAUAAACAAUGUGGUGAAUAAAACGA